AUGUCGUCCGCUACCGAGGACGUCAAUAGCAGUCCACUGACAUGUAUAGCGUCCACGGCAAUCGGUCGUGGGCCUUCUGUUGAACGGAUAGCCGGCGACAGGAAGCCUGGACGCGGCGAACUCAUCACAAAGGCUCAAUUCACGCCAGAUGGGACGGCCAUUAUCGCCCAGCACGAUGACCAUCAUCUGAAGACCUUUGUACUUCCGACAGACUUGCUGGAAGAAGAGCAACAACCUCAUCAAUUGACGGCCUAUGCAACCCACAAGUCCGCGACCGAAAUCCAGGAUUUCGCCAUAUUCCCCGGCUUCGACCUCUCAGACAUUUCGACCACCUAUGCCCUAUGCGGCGACAACGACCAGCCCAUAUCUCUUCGCAAUGUCUGCGACUGGACAUACUCCCAAGCAAAGUAUCCGCUUGUGAAUGAUAGAACCGAAGCACACUACUCGCCGCGCACGCUUCACUUCAUCAACAGCGGCUCCCACUUCCUGGUCGGCACUCACAACAGCCUUGCCGUGUUCGACGUCACCCGUUACAAUGCCGGCCCUGUGUCCUUGCUGCAGCUCAAACCCAGGAAAGGCACAUAUAACGGCAUGCCGCUCACUCGUAAAGCUUACGUGAGUGCUCUGGCGACAAGCGUGGAUGGUGUCCUCGCUCUAGGCACGACCGAGAGGGAGAUCGCUCUUUAUGACCACUCGGGAAUGGGAGAACGUACAGCUACAUUCAACAUGGAUCCAUAUCGAGGGACUGGGGUCAGUUUUUUGAAGUGGAGCCCGUGCGGCAAGUAUCUCCUCGUUGCCGAACGACGGUCGGAUGAGAUACAUGUGUUCGACAUUCGCGGUACGAGGAGGCAGCUUUCAACUCUUGUCGGACGCGCGGGAAACACCAACCAGCGGCUAGGACUUGAUAUCGUGCAUACUAGAGGAGAAAGCUAUGAGCUCUGGGCUGGUGGAAUGGAUGGUGUGGUUCGCAUGUGGCAUAACCCUGGAUCAAAGGAGGGAGAAUGUCCGCCAAGUGAAGAUCUGAAGGCCCACCAAGUCCCAGACGUCGCGCGGCACGGUCAUGCCGCGACAUAG
Zymoseptoria tritici IPO323 is the source of this 1074-nucleotide messenger RNA. RefSeq lists its product as uncharacterized. The transcript has 3 exons. The record is from RefSeq and is a predicted model, not a curated record. Gene Ontology annotation, molecular function: protein binding. The coding region runs from base 1 to 1074 and encodes 357 amino acids. Lineage: Eukaryota; Fungi; Ascomycota; Dothideomycetes; Mycosphaerellales; Mycosphaerellaceae.